AGCACUUGGAACUUCCACAGCCCCUCAGUCCUCAGCAUUCCAGAGCAGAGCAGAAGGAUCCUUGUCCUCCCAAUAACAACUUCAGAGAAAGUUUCACAGGCUUUGCCUCCAAGAUGCUGAACCUCAACUCACAGGACGACAACAGCAACAGGAACUCUCUCCAGGACCCGGUGUCAUUGAACGUCGGUGGAGAAAUUUACACUACGACCCUGGACACUCUGACCCGCUGCCGUGACUCGAUGCUUGGUGCCAUGUUCACGGGACAAAUCCCCGUACUUAGAGAUAACCGAGGGAAUGUUUUCAUAGACCGUGACGGUAAAGUGUUCAGGUACAUUCUGAACUACCUGCGCUCCAGCUCCCUGGACCUGCCGGAUGGCUUUUCAGAGCUGGCGUUGCUGCGCAGAGAGGUGGAUUUCUUCCAGAUACGCCCCCUACUGGAGGAGAUGUGCCGCUAUGAGGCAUUAAUGCCUCUCAGCCUUAGAGGAGGGCCGCUAGGAGCCAUGAUAAUGGUAAAUGUUGAUUCCAAGGUUCGCGUUCUCCACUUUAACUUGCGCCAUGGGCCAGAAAACUAUGAGCUCCGCACAUGCUCUGUGCGCGCCUUCACCGUUGACCUCUUUUGUACCUGGAGAGCCUUCCUGGCCCUCAUUUGUGAGCACUUCUCCUACAGAACAUCACGGGGUCUCACUAGCCCCCAUCCGUGCAAUCCAAGGCAGAACAGGCUGAAGCUGGAGUGGGUGCCGAGGCCCGACGAACUCCCGCAGGACCAGUACAACAAGCAGCGCUACCAAGGGCUCACUGUCUCCAACACAGAGCUCACGCAGUUAGAUGACAUCGUGAACGUGCACCGGAACCCGUGUGAUAUCACCGACAUGCAGGGGUUUGUGGAGGAGCUGCUGAAGGUGUCUCUGGCUGAAGGGUUCAAGGUUGAUCUGGUGACUCCUGACCCCGCGGAAAUUCUUAACUGCACCUCACUUCGGCUUGUCAAGUGCUGAGCUCUGGGCUA
This is a messenger RNA of Perca flavescens (yellow perch), 1003 nucleotides long. RefSeq names its product BTB/POZ domain-containing protein KCTD21. Gene Ontology annotation, biological process: protein homooligomerization. Lineage: Eukaryota; Metazoa; Chordata; Actinopteri; Perciformes; Percidae. The record is from RefSeq and is a predicted model, not a curated record. The transcript has 2 exons. Bases 114 to 992 code for a protein of 292 amino acids. Gene Ontology annotation, molecular function: protein binding.